AUGGCGGGUCUCAGUGCGGCGCUGACGCCGGGGUUCAGCCUGCCGGAUCCGGUGCUUCAGGGCACGUGGCGCUGGAUCCAGGACUUCGUAGCCGAGGAGAAGCUGUGCCCCUGGGCCCCGCGGGCGCGGGCCAAAGUGCUGCGCCUGCCCGGCGCCUCCCAGGCGCUGUGCCAGGCGGCGAGAUUGGAGGCGGAGGCCCUUCUUGCAAGCCAGCACGAGUGGCCGACGACUCUGAUGGUCUGCUCCCACCAGGCCGGCGGCAGGACUUUGCAGGAGCCGGCGGCUGGCGGCGGUUCUCAAGGCUUUGUGCAGCGAUCCAAGCCUCACAGCAGGCAGAAGUGCGGGGUCAUGAAGCAGAUGGGGAAUUAUUCUUCGGCUGAGAUUUUUUGGCAGUUCAAGGAUGACAAUGGUGAGGAAAGGGUGGAGAUGAAGGUGGAGAUGAAGGCGGAGGAUGAGAAGGUGCAACUAGAAGCCGAAGAUGUUAUUUCGAGACAGGCAACGCAGCAAGCUGAUCACCUGUCAGGGCAGGAAGGCCGACAUCAUUUUGGAGCGAGCGCGUGGACUUUUCCUUUCGUCAUUGGUUUGGUUCCUGCUGGUCGGUGGGAUGUGACCUUCUCGAUUCUGCUGUUGCUACUGAAUUUGUGUAUGCAGGCAGCAUUCACAGUCAUCAUUUCGACGGAAGAUUUCAUGGGCAUCCCCUUUUGGCGUCAAAUCAACUAUGCGAAGCGAUGGCGCAUCAGUAUGGCCCAUGACUAUCAAUAUCUGGAUCUGGCUGGGAGGAGCUUGGUGUCGCGCGUUUGUGCGGUGGAUGGGGCGUUGAUUCUGUCCACCACCCAAGCCAGCCUGGUGGAGCAGAUAAACAGCUUCUUGGGAUUGCAGGAGGCCGAGUUUGAGGUCCCAUUUUUCCAGCCCGGAUUAUUGCUCUGUAUGCUGUGUAUCCUCUUUUGGAGCCUUUGUGUCUACAAGGAGUACCGCAACAUUUGGCUGGGUUUGGAGGCGGUGUGGCAGAUUCCCCGCUCUGACCAGUCGAUCUUCCGCGACAAUACCUUGUGCAGCAUCUGCAAAGUUCGCUUCAAGGCGCUGUUAUUCACGUAUUUGGCACGCGCCGCCAUAGCCACGCUUCUUCUUGGCGCAGGAAUUCGGUGGCUUGCCGGUACCACAUCCAUCACUGAUUUGAUGCUGAAUUGUGUGGCACUGAAUGCAAUCCUGGACAUAGAUGAGUUUUUGUUUGCUGGCUUCACUCCAAUCUCGAUUCAAGUGGCGGUGCAGAACUUGAAGCCUGUCAAGAUCAAGUACGGCCGACAGCGAAGCCAGCUUGAGAGUCUUGGCUUGCUGAUUCUGCUGAUCGGCACACUGCUCAUACCCUACUUUCUCUUCUUGCAACCUCUAGCUGAAUCGAUGAUCGCAGUGAAAACUGAACUCUGUGGCGGCAAUCAAACCUUCGUGGUAGGAUUCAAUUCAGAGACCCAGCAAGCUAUUGCACUUGUGACCAAAAGCGACUUUGACGCUUCGAAUCUCACCCUCACCGAACUGGCGGUUGACCGGCACACAUUCAACACAGGAACUGAAGAGCCGUAUCCUUACCUCCUCUACUUCGCGCCCAACGCUGACGCCUUCGGUCAGAACCUCAAAUGGGACAUGACAACAGAAGUGACACAAUGGGGUCUGUGCAUCGAAACAGAGGCUUUGCAGCCGAGUGGCCCUGUGUAUGGAGAUCCUCUCAUUCAGCCUUUGUUAGAGCUGAUAUUUCGCAAUGCAGCUGUCAGCCUGGGCGUAUUGGAUGUUGAUGUGCCGGGCUGUGCUGACUUACAGUCUCUUUGUUCUCUCCCCGAUGCGCGACUGCUGCGAAUGGUGUGUGGUGCCACUUGUGGAUGCAAUGAUCCUUAUGCCUCGGCUUGGCAUAAGGUGAUAUCGCAGGGGUGUAUCCCACAAUGCCUACAAGAGGCCACUGCUCAGUUGGCGGCAUCAACUUGCGAAGAUCGAAUCGUAGAAGAGGAGUGGACACUCUUUUGGAACAUCUACCCAGAUGCGAUGUCUUACUUUUACAGCGUUGAUGUCAGAAAGUCACCGGCCUAUGAGUCUCUGCUAAACAUGUCCAACACCAUGAAGUCCACGGGCUGUUCUGCGCUGAAGAACCCAAACUUCGAAUUUGAGAUGUUGACACGCACACGCUGGUGUGAAGGCCACUCAAGGUUGUUUCGGCCUCUGGCUGGGCAGUGUCCUGUUUCUUGUGGCUGUGUCGGAGCAAGUCCACUGCCAGUGUAUUGUCCCAGCAGCUGCGCAGCUGUGACAGCUCCAUGA
Molecule: messenger RNA, 2301 nt
Organism: Effrenium voratum
Lineage: Eukaryota; Dinophyceae; Suessiales; Symbiodiniaceae
Source: the annotation of a GenBank genome assembly